CUGCCUAGCAAUGCUAGCGAGCGGACCGGCCGAACGCUCGGCCGGUGGACCGUAUACAAGCGUUUCCCUAUUCAGAUCAUACAAAGGGAGUAGUAGAUGAUUUGUUGUUCGGAUGAUUUUAUAAUACUACUACCAUUGGUAGAAGGUCCAUAGUCAAAGCUUGAAUUGCAGAGAAGAGCCGACGAUACCUCGACGGCGUCGGCCAUGGCCGCCGAAUACGACCGCACGGCCGACCUCCGCGCGCUGGACGCCACCUGCUCCGGCGUCCGCGGCCUCGUCGCCUCCGGCGUCACACACCUCCCCCGCAUCUUCCGCGUGUCCGACGGCGUCCACCAACCACAACCACCGCCACCGCAAGUUCCAUCCCAAGAACUGCCGUCCUCGUCAGCGCCGUCCGUCCCGGUGAUCGACCUCAGCGGCUCUGACCACGCGGCCGUGGUCGCGGCCGUCCGCCGGGCCGCGGCGGAGUGGGGGUUCUUCCAGGUGACAGAGCACGGGGUGCCGGAGGCGGCGAUGGCAGCGGCGACGGACGCGGUGCGGGGCUUCCACGAGGCCGACGGCGGCGAGGGCAGCGACAAGGCCAGGCUCUACUCGCGCGAGCCGGCGAGGGCGGUCAAGUACCACUGCAACUUCGACCUGUACCAGUCGCCGGUGGCCAACUGGCGCGACACGCUCUACCUCCGCAUGGCCCCCGACCCGCCCGACGCCGGCGACCUGCCGGACAGCUGCCGCAAUGCUCUGUUUGAAUACGCCGAACAAGUGAAGAAUUUGGGGAGCACUUUAUUCAAGCUGCUCUCAGAAGCUCUUGGGCUCAAACCAAGCUACCUGACUGAUAUAGAGUGCAACCAAGGACAGAUCAUACUCUGCCACUAUUAUCCUCCUUGCCCACAGCCUGAACUCGCCAUCGGGACAAGCAGGCAUUCAGACUCUGGCUUCCUCACCAUACUUCUCCAAGACGAAAUCGGCGGCCUCCAGAUCCUACACGAGGACCGGUGGGUAGACGUCACGCCGACACCUGGAGCGUUCAUUGUCAACAUCGGCGAUCUCCUACAGUUGAUCUCCAAUGACGGGUUCAGGAGCGUGGAGCAUAGGGUGGUGGCCAAGAACGCCGCGCCGAGGGUCUCGAUCGCGUGCUUCUUCAGCACGCAUUUCCACCCUGCCUCUACGAGAAUGUACGGGCCGAUCAAGGAGCUGCUGUCUGACGAGAACCCGCCGUUGUACAGGGAGACCCUCGUCAGAGACUACAUCAAACAUUACUACUCCAUCGGGUUAGAUGCGAAAACUGCUAUCUCUGAUUUCCGGUUGUGAAGUGUGAAGGAGGCUUUCUGUCCUGAUGGUAUACUAUAGACUAUAUCGAUGUACCUGGAACAUUGAUAAGUUGAGCAGUUUGUAAUGCUAAAGAAGUGACAAUAAAAUGGCAGUACAAGUGCCAUCAUAUUGUAUACAUGUGGUACAUGAGUGAUUAUAUUGUGUACAUGUGGUACAGGAGUGAUUA
Messenger RNA from Aegilops tauschii subsp. strangulata, 1495 nucleotides. Its product is annotated as 1-aminocyclopropane-1-carboxylate oxidase homolog 1. NCBI's taxonomy places the organism in Eukaryota, Viridiplantae, Streptophyta, Magnoliopsida, Poales, Poaceae. The record is from RefSeq and is a predicted model, not a curated record.